UUUGAUUUUGUUCUGUGUUCUUUAAUUUAGCUUGUAGUUCUUGUUAUAUAGUUAUCGUUUUGUGUUUGUGUUGUUUGUAUUUUUAUAGUAUUCGGUAGUUUAAUAAUAUGGCCAGUACAAGCUUUUUUUUUAAAGAAACAUUUAGCAAUAAUCCGUUGCCAAAUAUUUCGGAUAGUGAUAAUGAAAAUCAAAUGGAUCAGGAAGCUAUGUCUCAUCCACAAAUUUGUGGGAAUAAACUAGCCCAGAUAUUUGUAAAAAAUGUCUACAAUUAUUUUGUGAAGAAUUUUCCUCAUAUAAGUCCCCUUCAGGAAACAGCACGGGCUUUACAAAUUAGCUGCAAGUCAGUUUCGAAAUAUAAAGAAGGUCCAAAAGACGAGUUAGUUGGGAAGACUUUAAGACAGAAGAAGAAAUUGAAGACAGCUGAUGUUGGGAAUGGCACCAAAGACCAAAUAAGAUGUGAAAUAUACAAUAUGUACAAUAAUUCAUACACAAAAAAAAAUAGGAAAUACAAUUAUACACUUAAAACACUUAAGGUUUGUAAUAGAUAUAGUUAGAAUAUCAAACAAUAGGUAUGUUGUAAUGAGUUAGUAAAUGCAUGGUUCAUAUUCCAAGUUAUUUCAUGUAGAAUUUCUCAGA
Sitophilus oryzae (rice weevil) is the source of this 636-nucleotide messenger RNA. RefSeq lists its product as uncharacterized. NCBI's taxonomy places the organism in Eukaryota, Metazoa, Arthropoda, Insecta, Coleoptera, Curculionidae. Bases 108 to 554 code for a protein of 148 amino acids. The transcript is spliced from 5 exons. The record is from RefSeq and is a predicted model, not a curated record.